AUUAGUUUAUUUUUCCUUUUCUGAUUUUUGUUUUGUGCAUUGUUUUCUUUCACAUGGAGCAUUAUUGAUUUGGGUCUAAUAUGUCCGUGAAUUCUUAUUGAUUUUCCCUAAGAAAUGCUGGUUUUGGCUAGACUAGCUGAAGUUUUAACAAUGAAUUUGUUUGUACUAAUUCUUGUUAUUUUUAUUUUGGAUGGAAGAAGCUUGACUAUGGCGUCAAAAGAGAGGAUUGUUUCGAAAAUGGGUGAAAAGGAAAUGACCCUUGAUACGGUGAGAGACUCGUUGAUUAGACAAGAAGAUACAAUCAUAUUUAGUUUGAUUGAAAGAGCAAAGUUUCCAAUGAAUUCCCCUACUUACCAAGAACCCAAGUCUUGCGUUGGAUUUUGUGGUUCUUUGAUUCGUUUCUUUGUCAAUGAAACAGAAUCCCUCCAGGCUAAGGCUGGUAGGUAUCAAAAUCCUGAAGAGAAUGCCUUCUUUCCUGAUCAUUUACCACCCUCAUUGGUGCCACCAUAUGCCUUUCCACCGGUACUGCAUCGUGCAGGGGCUUCAAUCAAUGUGAACAACAAAAUUUGGGAUAUAUAUUUCAAGCAAUUGCUUCCUUUGUUUAUUAUAUCGGGUGAUGAUGGAAACUAUGCAUCGACUGCCUCUAGUGACCUCAAUUGCUUACAGGCUAUCUCUAGAAGGAUUCAUUAUGGAAAAUUUGUAGCUGAGGUGAAAUACAAGGAUGCCCCACAUGACUAUGAACCCGCAAUUCGUGCUAAGGAUAGGGAUGCACUGAUGAAACUGUUAACAUUUAAAGCUGUGGAAGAGACUGUGAAGAAGAGGGUUGAGAAGAAGGCAAUGAUAUUUGGGGAAGAGGUAACCACAAACACUACUUGCACAGAAAGCAAUGAGGGAAAUCACAAGAUUGAUCCACCAUUAGUUUCUCGUCUCUAUGAUGAAUGGAUAAUGCCUCUUACUAAAUUUGUUCAAGUUGAGUACCUUCUACGUCGCCUCGAUUAGUGUAUAAUAAGUUUAACAAUAAAUUUAAUUACAUAAGGUACUUGUAUCUUCCGUUUUUAUAUAAUAACCGAAUACAUAACUCCACCUUCGAUUUUGGUAUUUUUAAACAUAUGUUAUCGGCUCAAA
Cannabis sativa is the source of this 1125-nucleotide messenger RNA. RefSeq names its product chorismate mutase 2. Lineage: Eukaryota; Viridiplantae; Streptophyta; Magnoliopsida; Rosales; Cannabaceae. Bases 115 to 999 code for a protein of 294 amino acids. The record is from RefSeq and is a predicted model, not a curated record. Gene Ontology annotation, cellular component: cytoplasm. Gene Ontology annotation, biological process: chorismate metabolic process; aromatic amino acid biosynthetic process. The transcript has 5 exons. Gene Ontology annotation, molecular function: chorismate mutase activity.